This is a messenger RNA of Asterias rubens (European starfish), 6575 nucleotides long. RefSeq lists its product as uncharacterized. The record is from RefSeq and is a predicted model, not a curated record. Lineage: Eukaryota; Metazoa; Echinodermata; Asteroidea; Forcipulatida; Asteriidae. Gene Ontology annotation, molecular function: G protein-coupled receptor activity. Gene Ontology annotation, cellular component: membrane. The transcript is spliced from 10 exons. Gene Ontology annotation, biological process: cell surface receptor signaling pathway; G protein-coupled receptor signaling pathway. Bases 1 to 5049 code for a protein of 1682 amino acids.
AUGGUGAAGUUGAUAUCUGUUAAGCUCUUCGGUGUUUUUAUGGUUCAAGUCUUGGCUGUAACAUCACAGUCGGGAAAAAAUGUUUCAAAUCUACGAUUGGCAGGCGGUUAUUACCCCUGGGAAGGACGAGUGGAGGUGUAUCACGAUGGAGAAUGGGGUACCGUCUGUGACGACCUAUGGGGCUGGUUGAACUCUAACGUGGUUUGCCACUACUUUGGAUACCAUAACGCUACAUACAGUACCACAUGGUUUGGUGCUGGAUCUGGGGACAUUUUCUUGGAUGAUGUGGUCUGCAUUGGGAACGAGUCUAGCUUAGUUGAUUGUUCGCACAUUGGAUGGGGGAAUCAUAACUGUGGACAUUUCGAAGAUAUAGGGGUUGUUUGCUCAUCGGCUCGUCUCGAUCCAGAGGAAGCAGCUUUCCAAGAUGUCAGUGUGCGUCUAGUAGGCGGUAAUUUCCCUUCCGAGGGACGUGUGGAAGUAUACCAGCACCACCGAUGGGGCAAAGUCUGUGAUGACCUCUGGGACAUGAAUGAUGCAACAGUCGUCUGUCGACAUCUUGGCUACAGCUCCGUUGUGUCCCAGGACACCAGGUUUGGCUCGGGAUAUCUAGAAUUCAUCUUAGACGACGUGGAUUGUUACGGAAACGAGUCUUCUCUUGCAAAUUGCCCUCAUGCGGGAUGGUGGAACAACAACUGCUAUGGAAAAGAAGCUAUUGGGGUGGUUUGUCUAGAUGAAAAUUUGGCUGACUCCCUGGGUAAAAUAUUUCCAGAUGACUUCAAUCUGCGUCUUGUUGGUGGAAAUUCAACAUCCGAGGGACGUGUGGAGUUGUUAUACGACGAUGAAUGGGGAACCAUUUGUGAUGACGGAUGGGACCAGCGACAUUCAACCGUUGUGUGCCGCUUCCUAGGGUACAAGGGAGCAGAGUUUACACGUGUUCAGUUCGGCCCUGGAUCAGGGAGCAUCUAUUUGGACGACGUGGACUGCACUGGGGGCGAGUCUAAUUUAGCCCAGUGUUCUCACAAUGGGCUGAAAGUGACUGACUGCACCCAUGAAGAAGAUGUUGGUGUGGUUUGCUCAACGGCCCUUCGAAAUCUGGAGGAAGAAGCCCUCGCUCCAGCGUACGGCUCUUUGCGUCUUGUGGAUGGAGACUCUGUUAUGGAGGGCCGCGUUGAAAUAUACAUGUUUUACGAAUGGGGCACGAUAUGCGAUGACAACUGGGACCUAAGGGAUGCAACAGUCGUCUGUCGCCAACUUGGCUACAGCUCUGUUGCAUCAGAGCAUACCAAAUUCGGCGCUGGUUCUGCAAACAUUUUGAUGGAUGGAGUUAGAUGUAACGGCAGUGAGGCGCAACUGGCAGAUUGCCAUAGUGAUGGCAGAUUUGGAUCCCACGAUUGCAGUCAUAGUGAAGACGUUGGUGUUGUAUGUUCAAAUCACUCGAUGAAACCCAUGAAAAAUGAGUCACUCAGUGGUGGCGAUUACAUUACGUAUCGACUCUUUGGUGGCAUAUCCCCGACUGAGGGCGUCCUACAAUAUCGGAGUUCAGCAAACGAAACUUGGAACACUGUUUGUACCUCAUGGCCUUUUCAGGACUAUGCGACAGCCAGCAUUUUCUGCAGUAAGGUUGGGUUCCCAUUCGCCUGUGGCUACGACACAGUUGGGAACGUACGAAAUAGCAGCGUCAUUGCUGGUCUGUUGAGAGAUUUUCCGUCAAAAGAAAGCUCAAUAUUUUGCACGGUGACUUACAAUGGAGAGCACGAUUGCUUGCCGGUGUCGACGGGGCUAAGCAGCCGACCAUGUGCGCUGCUGAAUACAACCACAUGGCUUGUCUGUAGUUCAGAGUUUGAGUACACUCUCAAGUAUGGAAAUGAUAACAACGAGGGACUCAUUUUGACGCGUUGUGACAGCUCUCAGGAGUGGCAGGGCUUCUGCGGAAAUGAUUGGUUGGAUUCUGCGUAUGCUCACACUGUUGCUUCCCGCCAUUUUGGGCUGAAUGAAACUGCACGCGGCUUCGUCUUGCCUUUAUCCAUCUUACGUUCCCCACUGAGUAUCAUCGGUGGCCUCAUGUGCUACGGUGAUGAGAAAGAUUUGUCGCAGUGCACCAUCACUCACUCCGUAUACUGCUCUGGAUAUGCAGCUCUGAAGGGCGUCUCUAGUUCUUCGAUAGAGCUCAGGUUGAUUGACUCUAAAUAUGAAGGGUCUGGUUUCGUACAGGGCCGUCACGGACCGGAAGAAGAGUGGGGCGCAUUUUGUGGAAAACUUUGGGAUAACCGAGACACACAAGUCGUCUGCCGCCAUCUUGGAUAUCUGACCAGCCUUUUUGUGAACCGUUGGUAUGAGGGACCUGUCGAUCUGGUUACCGAUUCGGCUUUUGUGUCAGCAGUGGGUUGUCUUGGCGACGAGACAUCACUUUCCCAGUGUGAACUUGUGUUCGAAGAUGACACUCAAUGCAAUGAAUGGUAUGCGUACCUCGAAUGCAUGGCAGAAACGGAGCGAUUUGAUAUACCCGGGUAUCUGUGCGGUGAAAUUCACUACUGUGGUUACGACUGCAAUCAGGGUCCACAUGAUACACUUCGACCAAUCGAAGGCAUGCAAUACUGCAAAUGUGAUGAUUCCUGUGGUUAUUUCAACGACUGCUGCUACGAUUACCAUUCAAAUUGUAACCCCGCUCCCGAAGUACAAGAGAUAGAAAUAAAUGGUAUUGGAAUCCACCAUUACUCUUGUGUGUGGACACCAGGGAAAGGUGCACAACAAGGCUACGAAUAUUUCGGGUUUGCCUUGGUGAGCAUCUGUCCGGACUCCUGGACGAACUCCUUCGUUGCAGAAAGUUGUCAAAACGAAGCAGACGAUGGUGACGUCAUAGGAUCCCUACCAGUCUACGUCGACAACGGAGCCGUUUACAAGAACGUCUUCUGCGCUAUUUGCCAUGGGGUCCAACCUGCGAGUUUGAAGAAGUGGAGCGCGAAUUUAGAAUAUCACUUCUCCGGAGAACCAACCGGUAGAUACGUUUUUGAACCUUCGAACGAUACCCUUGGAGUCGCCCGCACAUGCCCUGUUAAAACUGUCAACUCGUGUCUGGAGGAAUAUUCGGGUACCUCACUGGAACGAGCCUGCAGGGACUACUUUGCACCGCUAGUCAGGAAUAAAACUAAUUACCGCAACCCUCACUGUGCAAUGUGUAAUGGGUUUGAUAAUAUUGGGCCGGAUGAAACGUGUGGGCUGCUCUGCACUCCACUAUGUACCUCGGACAGUUGGGGCGAUUGCGGCGCUGUAUGUGGUGUCACGCAAGAUCCAUUUAACAUAGAAACUCUGUUUGAUUUUGGCUGGGGUGGCGAUGACGGUUCGGUGUGUCAGCCAGGGGAGCUUUACGAUCCGUUCUUGGAGAGAUGUCGUGCUGUGUUCUGUUCCUCCGGUCAGAUAGACGAGGAAGGGGGCUGCGGGGGAAAUCCAGGCCUGCUGGAAGUCAAAGGCCACUCGGAUGCUGGGGUUCCGGCAGGAGUGUCUAACAACUGCAGUAUUUUCCUGAACACUUCUCUCGGUAGAGAUGUAGCAGUCUGGCAGUUCAACCCUAGCAAUGAAACCAAUCCACCUUUCGGUGAAUUUACUCUAUCUAUAAUUACCGACCUAACCGAAAAGGCUGACGAUGCAUUAUUCUGGUCUCUAUACUCACUGUGUAAUGUCUCGACUGUCUUGGUGUAUGUUUCAUUUGGAGCAAGGCUGUUGUCGAAGAUUGAUACUUGUAAAAACGAUACCCUUCUAGCCGGUGGUGCGUUUGAACAAACUCAACUUGACACAUCAGACAUUUUCAAGGCGUCUAUCUGGGCAAGAGAAAACUCAAGCUUCACACGAACUUUAUUAGUUCCACAGGAAUGCCUUGAUAUUCUGAUGCUAAGCUGUUCAGAGUUUACCAUUCUGAUUCCGGAGGAGUAUGUUUCGGAAAACCAGGCGGCAACCAUGGAGGUUUUGGCUACGGGUCAGGUACUGAGAAAUGAGAAGUUUGUCUUAAUGAGGGACGGCACGGCUGCAGUUUGUGGACCAAUCAGUUCUAGAGAUAUGAAUGCAUUUGUGAUGAAUAUAAUCGCCCAAGUCUGCAACUGCCUGUCCAUUGUUGCACUUGUUGCCACUUUUGCCACAUACUGCCUGUUCCCGUCUUUGAGAAGCCUGGCUGGCCUGUACACGAUGAACCUUGUGGUGGCGCUGUUUACGGCAAACUGUCUACUGUUUUUUGCAUCAAAUGCAGCAAUCUUUGGCUACAACUGUCUGGUUACCGCCCCUUUGUUACACUUCUCAUGGCUAGCUGCAUUCUUCUGGAUGACGGCGUUGUCCUACAAUGCUGCCAAAACCUUUAGCGGAAAGCACAUGCGAGCUCGGGGUGGGUCAGACUGUCGAAAAUACCGACAACUAGCAAUGUCCAUGACAAUCGUCUGGGGUGUUUCGUUACUGAUAGUAUGCACCUGCCUGUUUCUUACACUUUGCAAGUGCACAGACCUACCCGCUAUAUACAAAGACUCGCCGCCAUGUUGGAUUGAAGGUUUCACUACUCUGAUGGUUGUCUUCGGUAUUCCUGUGGCAUUGUCUUUGCUCCUUAGUACAGGUUUCUUCGUGUCUAUUUUGGUUGCUGUGAGGAAAACCAAAAUGGAAAGCAAGAUGGUACAAACCAAAGGAAAGAUGACUGAUAUCUUGGAGGAAGUGAAGAUUUACGUAAAGCUCAUUCUGUUGUUCGGGGUCACGUGGAUUUUCGCAUUCGUUUCCGAAGCUGUUAACCACGUGGUUUUCUCUUACAUCAACGUCAUCAUCAAUACGCUGCAGGGGGUCUUUAUCUUCAUCGCAUUUUGCUUGAACCAACGCGUGAGGGCGCUGUGGCGAAAGCAACCGCUGCUGUCGGCAUCGAGGUCGAGUGGCAGAACCUCCGCAUCAGUUACAGCCUCGAGAUCUGCUGCUGGUGCCAGGUCGACCCUUAAAACUGACGUAAAAGCCAGUAAUAGUUAUGUCAACCCCAAUUUACGGGAUGAGAGAAAUGUGGAGACGAAUCAAAAAGAUACCCGCAUUUAAAUGUGAUAAAAUUAUAUAGAUCAGGUUAUUGUCACUUUUCUUACACUACGGGUGAUGUUUUCCAUAGCACUUUCGUAAUGUUGCUUUAUGUUGCUCAAAAGAAAUCAAAACAGGCUUAAGGCAAAAUUUGCUCUUUUUAUCCACUUAACAAUAUUGAAAAUAAUAUAAUAAUUAGAAUAAUACAUUUUAAUGGUGUAAAUCUUUCUUUUUUCUCUGCAAAACAUUCUUCAUCACUGUUACAUAACUGUGUAUACGUACACGAGUACACAUAGUGUACUUUGUUCCUACAUUCCGAGGUCAACACUUGACAUGAUUUGUUCUUGAUGGCAUAUUAUUUGCUUAGAACUGUAGUGGUCCGCAAAAACGAUUAGUUGCUAUAAAACCAUGAGUCAAAAUCAUUUUUAUAGAUUCGAUUUUGCGUCAGUUUUAUCCAUUUUUUUGUGGGUCAUUUUUUUCACAGAGAUAAUCAUAAUCAUUACAUAGGCACCUCUUUCAAACAAGUUUAGUGUUCGGUUUAAACCACCCGAACACAUCAUUGAUUUUUUUCUGAAUCCUAGUGCUAUUGACCCAGAAAGGGUCAGCCUUCAGGAACCCGGAAAAAGACCAAUCCGGACAAAGUUAAAAAGACACUGGACGUCUAUCAGGAGUGAAGGGGGAACAGGGGGACAUGCCCCCCCCCCCAUCUUUUGAAGGGUGGGGGGACACAAUAUAAAAUGUCCCCCCAUGCUUUUGACCACAUUUAUCAUGAAGCUCAAGUAUUGCACUGUGGAAGACCAAACCCCGUGUCCCGCGCAAUGAGCAUUCAUCUUGGGCGCAAAGGAUGACACAACUUUUUGAAGGGUGGGGGACACUAUAUCAAAUGUCCCCCUCAAAAUUGGCCCUGGAUUGCAUCACAGAUUAUCUAAAAUGCAAAAUUUCCCAUGCCCUUAACCAGGCCCGCACCCCAAGCCAUAAAGGCUUCUCACAUCAGACUCCAUCAUUGACAGAUUUGCGCCUCCCACUUGAAAGAGAGUGUUCAUGUUCAAGAGUGUAGUACUACAAAGACUGUCUUAUAUUAGAGGGUUCACAUCUCGCUAAUUGACCAUAUUUUUGACGCACGAGGGAGCUUUUAUCAACAAAUGUCUUGCAUCACUGUUACAGUAACAUAUUUUUUAAUAGUACAUGUACGGUAUAGUUUCCUUGCAUCAAUGGAGAAAAACAUGAUAAAAACAAAAAUCAUGGAAAAAACGUGUUUUCAAGGCGUGAAAACCAAUGAUAAGCUUUUAAGUUUUUUUAUCAUUUUCUUUAAGAUAUUAAAAGACAGUGAGGUUUUCCCUAAACAUGGUUUACAGGGGUCUCACCAAACACAUUCCUGCAUAAGACACCACUAUAAAAAUAACGCACAUUACACAAAAAUUCAGGUUUAAUCUGCAAAGUUGAUGACUUAUUUUUAUUUGUAUCUCCUCACCGGACAAUCUAACACAAUUACACAGAGUGAAGUAUCGGAAACAAGCGUCUUUGGCUAUGGCUGUAGUAAACAAGCCACA